Messenger RNA from Nymphaea colorata (pocket water lily), 628 nucleotides. RefSeq lists its product as uncharacterized. NCBI's taxonomy places the organism in Eukaryota, Viridiplantae, Streptophyta, Magnoliopsida, Nymphaeales, Nymphaeaceae. The record is from RefSeq and is a predicted model, not a curated record. Gene Ontology annotation, biological process: translation; ribosomal large subunit assembly. Bases 67 to 426 code for a protein of 119 amino acids. Gene Ontology annotation, molecular function: rRNA binding; structural constituent of ribosome. Gene Ontology annotation, cellular component: ribosome. The transcript is spliced from 2 exons.
GUGCCCCGGCUUCGGCCGAGGAGGAAGUUCGGUGUGGUGCCCUGGAUUCGGAGGAGGAGGAAGAAGAUGAACAAGGACAAGAUCUUCAAGCUCGCCAAGGGGUUCAGGGGAAGAGCGAAGAACUGCAUACGCAUAGCGAGGGAGAGGGUAGAAAAGGCCCUGCAGUACUCCUACAGAGAUCGUAGGAACAAGAAGAGGGACAUGAGGUCCCUCUGGAUUGAGAGAAUCAACGCCGGCACCCGCUUGCACGGGGUUAAUUAUAGCACUUUCAUCCAUGGAUUGAUUAAGGAGAACAUCCAGCUAAACAGAAAAGUGUUAUCUGAACUAUCAAUGCACGAGCCAUACAGCUUUAAGGCGCUCGUAGACAUCUCUCGAAAUGCAUUUCCUGGAAACAAGCUCCCCAAGAAAGUAGGCGUGGAAGCAUGAUUUUCCUGUGCCAGCUUUCACAAGGUCUGACCAAUAAUUGGUCCUGGUGGAACACGUAUCCUGCUUUUCUUUUCAACUUGUUUCUUCAAGGCUGUUGUUGAAGCUAGAGAAUGUUUUCAGUUUUGUAGAGUAUUGCAUUUUCAAUCUACCAGCAUGUUGAAACCAUUCUGAUAUAUGUUGAGUCAACCGCUUAUUUUCUCCA